AUGUCCAUGAAGCAGGUAGGGCCAAUUGCGCGUGCAUGGUUCAAGUGGAAGGCCCUCCGUCUACCAUGGCGGAAGCGUUUCUUUGUAGGCUCUGAUCUUCGCGGCAACACCUACUGGGAGUUUCGGCUGACGAGCCGCGCUGCCGUCGACACGGCGACCUCGCACAGCGAACGCUGGCGUCGCAUCGUCCACUACCCGCGCUCGACUCACUACUCGGACGUCGUGGAGCCGCCCUCGCUCGAGGAACAGCGCGCCGACGUGGUGCGCCAGGAGCGCGUAAAAGUGCUCGCCGCCGAAGCCGACGCUCGCUGGGAGGCCAAGCCCCGCGUCAUGGAGGAUCCUGGCGCAAGAGCAGCGCUGUCGACAGCAGACGGAACGGCCACACAUCGAAGCGGACCGAACGAAGGCGAGGUCGAAGGCGAGGUCGAAGGCGAGGACCAGCCGGAGGGUCAGCGAGAAGGUUGGCCCGAGCACCGGCCAAAGGACCAACGAGCCGCUGGCAAAGAUGACCCGUGGGCCAGGGCGAGGAGAGCUGAGGGGCCGAGCGAGAACUGGAAGCCGGCGGCUUGGAGUCCGGCACCGGCCAAAAAGCGGUAA
Molecule: messenger RNA, 597 nt
Organism: Drechmeria coniospora
Lineage: Eukaryota; Fungi; Ascomycota; Sordariomycetes; Hypocreales; Ophiocordycipitaceae
Exons: 3
Coding region: 1-597 (198 amino acids)
Source: RefSeq, a predicted model, not a curated record